Molecule: messenger RNA, 765 nt
Organism: Mercenaria mercenaria
Lineage: Eukaryota; Metazoa; Mollusca; Bivalvia; Venerida; Veneridae
Exons: 4
Coding region: 1-765 (254 amino acids)
Molecular function (GO): GTP binding; GTPase activity
Source: RefSeq, a predicted model, not a curated record
AUGGACAAAAGAUCAAUCGAACUAUAUAAGGAAGUUUUGCAAGCAGGACAUGAGUCUGUUCAUAAUAUUCGUGUAAUGGUUGUUGGGCAUUAUGGAGUUGGAAAGACAACUCUGACAAAACGUUUGUUUAAAGAAGAUAUAAAUAUAAACAAGCAAGAGAGCACAAACGGAAUUGACGUUCAUAUUAGAAAAUGCAAAGUGUCUCUCGAAAAUGGCGAGUGGAAAAUGCUUGAUACAGGUCAGAAGUCUAUACGUAAUCGCUUGGUGAAACUGUUGACAAAGAAAACCCUCGACAAAAAAAGCCCGGAAGAGGAAGAUGUACCUAUUUCAACUGAAGUAAAGUGUAUGGGUAGCGAUAAUACCAUGUAUCAAGGUCUGAAGUCUAUACAUAAUCGUAAUCUUCUAGAGACAGACAGUUGGGACGCUCCAAAAGUCUCUAAAAUACCUAUUAGUUCUACUGUGAACCAGGCAGAAGAUUAUAUUCGAAAUCAGCUUUUGGAUUUGAUAAAAGAACAGUCUCAGCUAUCUACAGACGAAAGAGACACAAACACAGCAGAUCUCUCGGUUUGGGACUUUGCAGGACAGUAUGCGUUCUAUUCAACACACCAGGUGUUUUUGUCCAGACGCUGUGUGUACUUGCUGGUCACUGAUAUGUCCAAACUCAUGGAGGAUAUAGUUCAAGAUGACGACUGCUUCCCGGAUUGUGAUGGGACGAAAAACUGGAAAAUAUCAGGUGAAUUGCUUUUGAAACACAUUCAGUUAUAA